AUGGCUAGACGCUACCCGGUUCCGCGAUAUUGGAGGGCAUACCCGCCCACCGCCAGAGGAGCCCAACCACCCGCUCGUUACGUAUUGGUGCAGCAAGCAUCCCCCGCCUCCGAGUCGUCCGGGCGUGAGAAAGGCAAGGACGAAAAUGAUGGCGAGGAGCCUCAUGGCUGGAAGGGCACCUUCUGGAGGCUCGUAGAGGGCAGCGCGACCGCUUUCGGCUCCGUUGCCGUCCUUGGACUGGCCGGAUACUCGUACCAUGCCUACUACAAGGAUCUCGUCCUUCGGAAGAUGGACAACGCCUUCGGCGUUGGCUUCUCCACGCCGGAACUGACUGCCAUGGGCCGGCACGUCGCGCCCCACAAGCUGCAAUCCGCCGACGACCUGACGGGCUUCGAGGGCGAGAACGAAUGGAUCCCGAGAAAGGAACAGGAGCUCAUUGACGGUAUAAUCGACGGCAGCGUCCGGGGCCAGUAUCACCUGAUCACGGGCGAAAAGGGCACUGGCAAGACAUCAAUGAUCCUCAAGGCCAUGCGGAGGAUCAAUGGUGUCGGCAUUGCCAUGCUCGAGGCCCACGGCGACCUCGAGGUGUUCCGCCUCCGCCUCGGGAAAGCGCUGGAUUUCGAGUUCCACGAGGAUUACAUCGGGAGCCUGUUCAACUUCAAGGGGCCUCGCGACACGACGGCCAUCCUCGACAUCGAGAGAGCCUUUAACAAGAUGGAGAAGGUGGCGUUGCUGCGGCAAAGGCAUAUCCGGAAGCCGCUGAUUCUCAUCAUCAACCGCAUCCACGUCCUGCGAGACGACGAGGACGGGCGCAACCUGCUCGAUCUCAUCCAGCAGCGUGCCGAGAUGUGGGCGGCGAGCCGGCUCGUCACCGUGGUCUUCACCAGCGACGACCACAGCACGACCGAGCACUUGAAGUGGCAGGCCACGCGAAUGGCCGUGACCGACGUCCACGACGUCACUCGGCGACCGGCCAUCGAGGCCUUGCGGGAGUUCCGCCAGAAAGUGUUCCACGAAGACGUAGCCGACGACGUGCUGGAGCGCGUCUACAAGAGGGUCGGCGGGCGCGUCAGGUUCCUCGACCACGUGGCCCGGUCCAAAGACAUGCUGGCGACGUGCGACUUCAUCUGCCAGAGGGAGAAGCGCUGGCUGCUGGGCCAGUGCUGGAUCCUGGGCGGGGACAUGGACCCGGAGGCCGAGGACCAGCAGGACUACUCGACGACGGCGUUCCUGCUAGCCAAGGCGCUCAUCGAGAAGGAGAAGGACAUGUCGCGGGAGGAGAGGCUCGACGGCAAGCUCCCGGAGAUACCGCUGCACGAGGCGAGGCAGCUCAUGACGCGGGCGGACUUCAUCCAGAAACACGACCACUUCAACAUCUUCUCGAUCGACUCCAACUCGAUGGUCCGGGCUGACUCAGUGCCGAUGCACAACGCAUUCCGGGAGAUUUGCUCGCAGGAAGGCUUCGACGAGCUGCUCGAGGCCACGCUGGAGCGGCUCGACGAGCUCGAAGGCUUGCAGAGGACGCGAGAGAUAGUGCUGAAGGACCUCGCGAACGGCGGCGAGUUUCAGGCAGUGCUUCGCCGGGUCAAAGGGGAGGGAGAGCCGGUGACCGUCACCGUGAAGGCUGGGUCGGCUCGGGAGGAGCAGUAG
Colletotrichum higginsianum IMI 349063 is the source of this 1650-nucleotide messenger RNA. RefSeq lists its product as uncharacterized. The transcript is spliced from 2 exons. NCBI's taxonomy places the organism in Eukaryota, Fungi, Ascomycota, Sordariomycetes, Glomerellales, Glomerellaceae. The coding region runs from base 1 to 1650 and encodes 549 amino acids. The record is from RefSeq and is a predicted model, not a curated record.